UUGAUACGCGGCAAAUUCCAGUCCCGCAUUUAGCAGCGGAUUUUAUCUGGCUAAACUUUUUGUCUUCGGCUUUGUACGGUAAUUCAUUUUCAGAUUUGUUUUGGAAUACCAGUUCCCAGCGUUAGAUGCUGCGUCGACCUCGUUAAAAGCGCGUGUGCGAAUUAAUGCAAAAAGUUUCAAUGGAAAUGUUAUUAAUUUUCGCCACAAACGUGUGCUACGUAUCAAGAUGAUCCCGGAGCUGGUGAAUUUAUGGAAGCGAACGCCGUUACUUCUGGGAAUUUAUGCAAAAUUAAACUCGUUGGGAAAGUUCACAGUGAGCUCAGUUUUCAAAAUUUUGUAAUC
This is a messenger RNA of Gongylonema pulchrum, 342 nucleotides long. NCBI's taxonomy places the organism in Eukaryota, Metazoa, Nematoda, Chromadorea, Rhabditida, Gongylonematidae. The record is from the annotation of a GenBank genome assembly.